Messenger RNA from Zalophus californianus (California sea lion), 1031 nucleotides. RefSeq names its product ribonuclease K6-like. Bases 249 to 710 code for a protein of 153 amino acids. Lineage: Eukaryota; Metazoa; Chordata; Mammalia; Carnivora; Otariidae. The record is from RefSeq and is a predicted model, not a curated record. The transcript has 2 exons. Gene Ontology annotation, molecular function: nucleic acid binding.
UGUGUCUGCAGGGAUACUGGCUUUAAACAGUGAGUUGGAGAGUGUGGGUCUCAUCCACACUGUGCACAAGAAGUGCAUCUUCCAAGCCCUACAUUCCCUUUCCUCUUUCCUAGGGCUCGGAACCCUCCCCUGCUGCACGCAGACCGCGCUGGCACACCUGGCAGAGGAACAGCUGGCAAAAGCCUCUGAGCCUGGGACUAACCACUGCCUCUGAUCUCAGCGGGAUCCCCAGCACAGAGAUUGAAGAGAUGAUGCUGGAUCUUCUGGGACCCUUUCCUCUCCUCCUGUUGCUGCUGGGAUCAGGAGGGCCAGGACUUCCCCCUGGUGCUUGGGCUCAACUCACUGGGUUUCAAAAGUUUGUAAUUCGGCAUAUACCUGUAGGUCCCGUACCUACGCAAUGCAACAAUGCAAUGCGUACCGUCAAUACUCUUACUCGGAAUUGUAAGCCUCAAAACACCUUUCUGCAUGACUCCAUCCAGAACGUGUCUGAUACCUGUCUUUUGCCCAACAUACGCUGCAGGAAUAGGACGAAUACCAACUGCCACCGGAGUGCAAAUCCUAUUGACACGACUUACUGCAAUCUCACUAGAGGGAGGUAUCCCAACUGCCAGUACAGUACUCGUCCCCAGACCCAGUUCUACGUUGUUGCCUGUAACCCUCCUCAGCGGGGUGACCCUCGCUAUACUCUAGUUCCUGUACACUUAGACUAAGACAAAGGUUUCCAUUAUGUUCCCUCUCACGUGGUGCAGGUUCUUCCAUUAUCUCUUCUGCAUUUUCUUUUUCUUUGUUGAUUUGCAUGGUUCCCAUCGGAGAAGAAGGGGAGUGGGAGAAUUAGAGUCCCAAGAUGCCAGAGCAGAGUUGCGGACAAGAGUGAUCAGAUGAUACUUUUCCUCUUUGGAGCUGUGUUUUGAAAGAAGGCAAAGGAAGAGGUCAAAGAAAGACCCAGGCCCCCUAUGUUUAAUCUUCAAAAUUCUGCCAAGCUUUAUUGCAUUGUGUUCACAGCAAUAAAAUCACUUUCUGUUGCAUUGUAA